This is a messenger RNA of Gaeumannomyces tritici R3-111a-1, 1347 nucleotides long. RefSeq lists its product as hypothetical. Lineage: Eukaryota; Fungi; Ascomycota; Sordariomycetes; Magnaporthales; Magnaporthaceae. The record is from RefSeq and is a predicted model, not a curated record. Bases 1 to 1347 code for a protein of 448 amino acids. The transcript has 4 exons.
AUGCAGCUUAUGGAUCUUCCGACGCCGGUACCUGUCCCUGAGGUGAUAAUGGGGAGCUCAGGUGACGGGCUGUCGCACGAGUCUCAGCAACUUGGCCUGUAUUUCUGCGCAGGGUUCACCUGGCUCAUCGGGGGCUGUUUCGUCGCACUCCGCUUCUACACGAGGAGGCAGAUUCUGAGGAUCCUGGGCGCUGCUGACUGGUGUAUACUAGCAGCCUGGGUAUUCGCCACCGGUGUUAUGAUCGCUUCCGUUGACCGUUCGUUCUCCUCCCCCAACUACAGCAACAUGGCCCAUGGUACGAACAGGCAACUAACACUGGAUGCCUGGAACUUAGAGAUCUAUACCGGGCAAGGAAAGCAUAUUUGGGACACGGAUCCUGCUGAUUUGGCUCUUGGAAUAAGGGCCUCUUGGUACAGCAUCCUCUUCUACAGCCUCACGGUCUGCUUUGUCAAGAUAUCCAUCCUGCUGCUCUACUUCACCUUCUUUACCAUCGGCUGGGCCUGGUGGGCAGCACGGAUAGCCAUGGGCUUUGUUGUCAUAUCCAACGUGUGGACCGUCGGCUCAGUUCUCACGGCAUGCAUUCCCCUGCAAGCCUACUGGGACUUCACAGCCCGAAGCGACGCGCUGUGCCAGUCGGAACGAAUCUGGUGGUUUAACAACGGGCUGCACGUUGCCACUGACUUCUUCAUCUUUGCCCUCCCUCUGCCUGUCAUCUGGAACCUGCGGAUGCCCUGGCGGCAGAAGCUGGCUAUCUUGGCCUUGUUUGCCUUGGGUUUCUUCGUCUGCACCAUGGCAAUCGUCCGGCUUGUCCUUUUGAUCGAUACGAAUCUCACCCCUGGGUCGGAUUUGACAUGGAACACGGCCUCGAACACGUACUGGACCUCAAUCGAAGUCAACAUGGCCAUCGCUUGCGCAUGUGCCGUCACGCUCAAGCCGCUGAUCGUCCGCCGCUUCCCUCGUCUCUUUGGCAUGGAUCGCUCCACCAAAUCGGUGGCGCUGGCUCGCGCGGCGGCCGCCAACCAUCGCGCAUCACUCUCAACCGUGGGUACGCGCGGCGCGCGCAAGCACGGAGACACGCCCCGGAUAGACAGCUGGAUCGACUUUCCGGGGAAGCUGGACGGGUUUGAAUCUUAUGGAAAGGGGGUGAAGCUCGGCGACGACGAGUCUCUGUCCAAGGACCUCCAUUAUCCUGGCCAAGCGCAGGGGAUGGGAACGGGGCGUGUUGAUGACACGGAGAGCAACAUCGGGAUCGCGGUGUCGGACGAGUGUGCUGCAGGCCAGCUCGAUAACGGACACAAUGGGUUAACAGCCUGGAAAGAAGCGCAUCCCAUAGGGGGAGCUGUCUAA